Molecule: messenger RNA, 1019 nt
Organism: Pangasianodon hypophthalmus (striped catfish)
Lineage: Eukaryota; Metazoa; Chordata; Actinopteri; Siluriformes; Pangasiidae
Gene: commd5
Product: COMM domain containing 5
Exons: 7
Coding region: 108-749 (213 amino acids)
Cellular component (GO): nucleus
Source: RefSeq, a predicted model, not a curated record
CGUGAAUGCAGCAUAAUAAUAGACUGACAGGCAGUAUUUUUUGCUGCUUUGCUUCGGAUGUGGUGUUGUACUGACCGCGUAAAUACAUACUCUGUACGAAUUACGACAUGAUGGCUGACUAUAAUGUUGGGUUUUUCGGAGGAACAAUUCCCAAAGAAGUCGUCAGCAUGGCCAGACAUUUGAAAGAUCUGGAUAAACAACUCUUCAGCCAAAUCCUUAAAGUAGUGGUAAAUGCAUUGGAGGAGAAGGAGUGCAGUGUGUCCAUGGCAGAAAUUAUAGAGGAUAAUUCCCUUUCAGAAGAAAAACUUAGUGACAUUGUUUCAGGCAUGUAUGAGCUACUGAAGGAAGCUUUACGUCUACCAUCGUCUUCAGUGAUACAAGAGAGUUUCGAAGAAGAUCUUCGUGAGCUCAGGAUUUUUGAGGAGUUCAUUGCAGACCUUUCCCGUGUUGUCUUUGGAAAUGGGCGACCAGCACUUGAUGCUUCUGUUACACAGCAUGGCCCAAGAUUACCUAAAUUAGAAAAAUUCAGAUGGAGAGUGGAUGUUGCAAUUUCAACAAGCUCCUUGUCUCGAGCUCUGCAGCCAACUAUUCUAAUGCAGUUGAAGCUUUCUGAUGGGAAUCUUCAUCAGUUUGAGGUUUCUGUGCCAAAGUUCCAGGAGCUGAGGUACAACGUCUCACUCAUUCUAAAAGAAAUGAACGACUUGGAGAAACGAAGUGUUCUCAAGAUCCAGGAUUAUCAUGUAAAUUAAAUUACCUUUUAACUGAGCAUAAUGUUAAAUUUGUUCAGUAAAAAAUCUGUUAUUGAUUAUAUAACAGUUCAUCUGAUUAAAUUACUGUGUGUUGCAUGCUUUUGGAUAUCCAUGUACAGACAUUGUGUAAUGAAUCAGCUUGAUUUUUUCCUCUGGCAGUGUAGUUGCUGAAGGAAGUUAUAUUUUCAUCCACUUAACAUAUAUGGAAUAUUGUUCAAAUACAGUAUGGUUCAAAAGUGGUAAUGAAUUAAAGGGCCUAUAUUAAGAAAA